Penaeus chinensis is the source of this 3680-nucleotide messenger RNA. It is a transcript of the gene Npl4, whose product is annotated as nuclear protein localization protein 4 homolog. Gene Ontology annotation, cellular component: nucleus. Gene Ontology annotation, molecular function: ubiquitin binding; ubiquitin protein ligase binding. Gene Ontology annotation, biological process: ubiquitin-dependent protein catabolic process. The record is from RefSeq and is a predicted model, not a curated record. Lineage: Eukaryota; Metazoa; Arthropoda; Malacostraca; Decapoda; Penaeidae.
CGUGAUCGCCUUUUGUUUUGAGAUUUCAACUUUGAAUCUCUCGCUGGCGAAUGAUCAUUUCGUCUAUACCCUCGGCCAGGCAGGGAGGCACAACAACAGAAGCUCGAAUGCUGGAACGAAGUCGCCACCAUGAUAAUCCGUAUCCAGUCACCUGAGGGCACCAAACGUGUGGAGGCCAAACCAACAGACUCCAGCAAGUUACUGUAUGAAAAGGUUCACAAAACUUUUGGGUUAAGUGGCUUUAACUUUGCCCUUUACCUCUCACGGGAUAAAAAGACAGAAUUAUUGUCCUCGCCCAGGAAGACCUUGAAAUCAUUCAAGUUGAAUCAUGGGGACAUGAUCUACCUUUAUGGAGUGAAUGGCCCCCUCCAAGUCCCAGAAGAGCCCAGCAGUUGUGUUGGUGCCAGCAGUUCAGGAUCUGGUAAUGGGGAUAACAGCAAAAAAAUCCAAACAACUGGGGAAGUGCAGCAGGUUGCAUCUAGUAUCAAGAGUUUCGUUGUGGAGGACGAAGUUGACCAGUUACUUGCCAAGGGCGGUCUGAUUGAACGCAAAAAGAACAUUCAGUUGUGCCGGCAUGGUGCUAAUGGCAAAUGUGUCCACUGUAUACCACUAGAUCCAUGGGAUGAAGGUUACAUGAAAGAACAGAAUAUUAAGCACAUGUCUUUCACUUCUUACCUGCGCAAAUUGACAUCAGGCGUGGAUAAGGGAAAAUUUGUUGCUUUAGAAAAUAUAAACUGCAAGAUCAAACCAGGGUGUAAAGAUCAUCCUCCAUGGCCUAAAGGAAUUUGUUCCAAAUGUCAGCCUUCUGCAAUUACACUCAAUCGACAGUCGUAUAGGCAUGUAGAUAAUGUCAUGUUUGAGAAUCCAAACUUGGUUGAGCGAUUCCUCAACUACUGGCGUGUAACUGGCCACCAACGUGUUGGAUUCCUUUAUGGCAAGUAUGAGCCCCACUUGGAUGUACCCCUUGGAAUCAAGGCCACAGUAAUGGCUGUGUAUGAGCCACCUCAAGAGGGAUCCAGAGAUCACGUCAAGUUGCUGCCCGAUUCCAAGAAGGAUAUUGUUGAUGAGAUUGCCAAAGGUCUUGGUAUGACCUGUCUUGGUUGGAUAUUCACUGAUCUUGUACCUUUAGACUCAAACAACGGAACAGUUCGAUUCUUACGUCAUGCAGAUACAUACUUCCUGUCAGCACAUGAAGUUAUUACUGCUGCUCACCUUCAGAGCUUACACCCCAAUACCUGUAGGUUAUCACCAGAUGGAUACUUCGGCUCCAAAUUUGUGACAGUCAUAGUCACCGGUGAUAAAAAUAACCAGGUCCACAUGGAGGGCUACCAGGUGAGCAAUCAGUGUCAGUCUGUGGUGAAGGACAGGUGCCUCAUCCCCACCAAAGAUGCUCCAGAGCUAGCUUACAUACGGGAGUCUACGUCUGAACAAUAUGUUCCUGAUGUUUACUUUAAGGAGAAAGAUCAGUAUAAUAAUGAAGUUGUUCGCCUAGGAAGACCAUUACCAGUAGAAUACCUACUGCUUGACUGUCCAGUCUCAACACCAAAUGAACCUUUGUAUAGUUUUGCAGUCAAUGCCUCAAAUUUCCCAGUGGCAAACAGAUUAGUAGAAGGGCAUUUACAAGAUUUCAACACAUUAGCUUCAUAUCUACAAAAGUUCAGUGAUGACCAGUUUUUGGAAGCAGUGUCUGACUUUCAUGUACUAAUAUUUAUUGCUACAAUGGACAUGUUACCGCUCAGAGAAUAUAUAGGCCCAUUACUGGAAUCAGUAAAAAAACGUGAUCGAGCACAAGCACUGGAAUGGAAGCAGUCUGAACAUUGGGCAACUGUGGAACAGUUGGUGAUGGCAUCAGGUGGUGGAGCAUCAGUGCUAGGGGCUGGUGAAGAAGCUGCAGCUGCAGGUUCUAGUGCUCAGUCAUCAUCUUCCUCUACCUCUUGGACUUGCCAACACUGCACAUUUAUCAAUCAAACAGCUAGUGAAAACUGUGAGAUGUGCCACCUACCACGGUGAAUUGAUAUCCAGUAACAUAGUUGCAUCUAAAUUGAUACUGAUAUUCAGUGUCAUUGUUUAGCUGAAAACAAAUUUCUGAUUGAUUUCUUUAUGGUGAAAGAAGCUCACAUUAAUAUCAGCUUUGAUACAAGCUGAACAUUGCCAGCUGGAAUUGUUACUUACAUUUUCAUGAAAAUUGCUUGGAUGUUGCCAAGCAUUGUAAUAGUCCUCAGUGGAGGAUACUUAAAUUUUUACAAAAACUUGGUUGUAAAUUGUUUCAGCCCUCUUCAGUGUAAAAUGUUCAGCUCAGUUUAAUGUUCUCACACAAGAAUGAGGUAUGACUUAACAUUUUUGAAAGCUUGACAUAAAUAUUAAAGACAAAAAGAUUAAGAGGGGGGGUGGAAACAAGCAGAGAUGCAUGCAAAUGUAAAUCAUGGAUGACUAAGCUAUACACAAAGCAUCUGUCCCUACUUUCAAUAUUAAUAGUGAUUUUUAUCCUUUUUAUACUUUUUUCUUGAAGUGUAAUGUUAAAGAGAAGUUUGUGAGUUUCAGUAUUGUGUAACUAAUGAAUGAAAUAAAGAUGAAUGUAUAGCAUUUCUGUAUUGUGUUAACUAGUAUAAGAGAGCUGUACAGACAGUUUCUUGAACUCUUAAAAUCUGCUGAACUGGCAUUUGGGUGUUCAGUACCCUUGGUUAUAUUAGUGAUGAGUGUAAGUUAUUUCUAUCGUAAUUAAGGGUUAUUUUGCAAUUUGAAAUUAGAGGUGAAUAUUUUUUAUUAUAUCUUAUUAUUUUCAAAGUGGUACACAUAUGGACAUUAACAUUUGGAAGCCUGGAUACCAUUCUCUAUUACCAUUAUUUUCAGGUACAUUAUGUAAUAUUUAUAUAUAACAAACGAGAAAGAAUCCCACAGUGCUAAGGCUUUAUAGUAGAGCAGUGCAGAGUAAUAUGAAGAUCAGAUUGUGGUGUUAGAAUGUUUAAUUAGUUCUUUUUUAACUUUAACUUGUUCGAAUUUUCAUGGAAUGAAGUAGUUGAAUCUUUUGAUUUUUUUUUUUUCAUCUCUUUUUGUUUGUUUUGUAUUGUUUUUUAAUUCCUUUUCUGUGUGUCAAUUUAUACUUUUGGAACAUUUACAUAUAACCAGGUUAUGAUUAUUGUAGAGAUUAACACAUACACCAAAAUAGAUAAUGUUUUUGUGUGUUCUACAGAUUUAGAAUUUUAUUUGUUCCUGGUGUUUUUUUUUUUUUAGAUGUUCCAGUUACUAGUAUUUUUCGUUUUGCUCAUUCACAUCAUUGAGUCUUCGGGUAAUUCAGCCACAGAUCAUUUGCUAGGCCAUCCACAAUUUUGUACCCAAAAGUAUUUGAUUGGUUAAAAGGGAACCUUUUUUGCAACUAUUGGAAAGGUUUAGGAUUUUGAAAAGUAUCUGUAAAAUUUUUGGUAGUUCGAGGUAUUAAAAGAUCUGGAUAAAUAUCUUUAUUUUUACCUCAUUGCAAAAAACAUUAUAUGGGGAUGACCAUACUGUGUUGGCACCUAUUUUGAAAAAAAAAUAAAUAAAAAUAAAAAUACCAGCUGAAAAACAGUGGAGUGACACUCUUUAUGUGAGCCUUUGCUGAUGCUACUUUUUGCACCUGCUGUUGCUAGCUUGUACAGAACCCAUUGUGGUUAGGUAGCUUAUUAAUAAAAUUAUUUCAAGAUUAA